This is a messenger RNA of Nematostella vectensis (starlet sea anemone), 1403 nucleotides long. Its product is annotated as trace amine-associated receptor 6. Gene Ontology annotation, cellular component: membrane. The transcript has a single exon. Gene Ontology annotation, biological process: G protein-coupled receptor signaling pathway. NCBI's taxonomy places the organism in Eukaryota, Metazoa, Cnidaria, Anthozoa, Actiniaria, Edwardsiidae. Gene Ontology annotation, molecular function: G protein-coupled receptor activity. The record is from RefSeq and is a predicted model, not a curated record. Bases 97 to 1074 code for a protein of 325 amino acids.
GAGGCUCAUCUCAACUCUCUUGAGUACUGGUUUGUGAUACAGCACGCUACUUGCCGUGGUAAGUUGUCUUCUCCCGGAGUUGUGAUAGUGCUAAGUAUGAACGAGAAGAGCGCGAGUAAUAUCACCUUUGGCUGCCUCUUCAUCUCCACGAGCCUGGACUACGUACCUUUCGUGCGGAAGGCGAUAAUCGCCUCGUGCUUCGUGAAUGGGAUCAUGUCAGUUGUCGCGGUACUUGGAAAUGCGAUUGUCUUACUCACCAUCUACAAGACUUCCUCACUGCACACGCCGCCUAACUACUUACUCUUUAUGAUGGCGAUCGCGGAUUGUGGCGUCGGCCUUCUAGCUCAGCCUUCCUCUAUCGUGCGAAACGCCAUCGCCUUGCGCCUCAAGGGACCGGACGGCACGGAUCCGUCUAAGGCGCUGACGGACGCGUUUUGCGUUUCUGGCGUCGCGUCGGAGAUCUUCGGAGCGUUCUUCGUGUACUUUUCGCUGCUUUGCCUAACGGCGAUCUCAUUUGAGCGCUAUCUCGCGAUAAGGCUUCACCUCCGGUACACACAAGUUGUGACAUUGUCACGCACGCUUUUUCUCUCCGCGCCUAUACUGCUCGUCGCGUUGGCUAUUGUCACAGGGAGACUUCUAAGCGAAGGUUUCGGCACGUCCUAUUCCAUCCUUAUCGUAUUCGGCUCCCUGGUAUUCUUCGCUUGCUUGGCGGUCAUAGCGUUAUGCAACAUCAAAAUAGCGCUGGCGCUGAGGCGACACACGGUUCAGAUCAGCUCGCAGACUGCGCAAGCUAUGAGGACGGUGCUUGUGAUGGCCAAGUUCCGGAAGUCCGUAGUGACCAUGUUGCUUGUGUUUGUACUAUUUCUGACCUGUUUUUUGCCGUACGGAUGUGUGGGCUUGGUACAAAUGCGGCUUGGAGGUAUGACGCAUCAGUUGUACGUAGCGGCAUUUAGCACGUUCCCUGUCCUUUACCUCAACUCGUGUCUAAACCCUGCGCUGUUUUGCUGGCGAAUGAAAGAGAUACGGCGCGCGGCGAAGUCAGUCAUCAAAGGCUAUUGCAGCAACAGCCUUUAAACCUGCCACAAGACGUACGAGUUCUGCGUGCCUUAACCCUGCGCUGUUGCGCUGGCGCGUAAAAGAGAUUUGGUGCCAGGCGAAAACAGGCAAAAGAAACCAUUGUAAACCUGCGCACACAUGAGAUGUAGCAUCACUUAUCUAGGUUUAGAGGGUACUAUAGCAAACCAUUAGAUUUUUUUCUAUUGGAUUAUAGAGUAUAUUUAAAAAAAACUAAAUAUCUACAGUUUUAAAGAAGAAUUAUCAAAUAUCGUACGAAACGCCGAAUUUUCUGAUAAAAUUUGUUUCCCCAUCUUGCAAAUCAACGGAAUAAAAUGAAUCAAUCAAAA